AAAGUCUCUAUGCUUGUGACCGAGAAGAUAAGCAUUUUUCAAAAUAUCUUUGUAAGGAAAUGGAAAUAUCCAUAAUCCAUGGCCUCUUUUCUCCUCCAGUUCUCUCUAAUUCACAAUGUCUUUCUCUGCACCCACUCUUCCCAUAACCCUCACCGUAACUGUAAAUUCCACACUCUCUUUCACCACAACCCUUCCUUUUCUCAAGCCUCAUUUCCCCUCCUAUAAAUUCAAAUCCCUAGUUUCCCACUGCUCCAUUUCCGAUCGCGAAGAGCACCGCUGGCUCCGCGAAGAACAACGCUGGCUUCGCGAGGAGCAGCGCUGGAUUCGCGAGGAGAAUCGCUGGAGUCGCGAACGCGAUGAGCUUCUCAGAGAGAUUUCAGAACUUAAACUUCAAGUCCAAUCCCUAGAGCGUCGAAUUCUAUCUUCGCCUGCAUCUUCGUCUUCCACGUCUGACGCGGUUGCGAACGUUGCCUCGUUGUUGCAAGUGUUGAAGGAUAAGAAUUUGGUUCUCGAGAGUGGUUCUAGUCAGCGGAGGUUAGUGUUUGAUGAAGAGGCGGAGGAGAAGGAAUCUGAAGAGGUUGUUGAGGAUGUGAAGGAGAUUGUGGUUGUUGAGGAACCUGUUGUUAGGCUUAAAAAGAGGAUCAUUUUGCGAACAGGUUCCGAAGGAGAUGAGGUUCAAAAGUUGCAGGAAGCGUUGUUAAAAUUGGGAUUUUAUUCGGGUGAGGAGGACAUGGAAUUCUCCUGCUUCUCAAGUGGAACUGAGCGUGCUGUGAAGACUUGGCAGGCUUCAGUAGGUGUCACUGAGGAUGGCAUUAUGACAUCUGAACUUCUUGACAGGCUAGAUUUGGAGAUAAGGACUACGGACAUAGGCAAUGCAAAGGAAACCAAAAAAUCUACUACUGUUUUACCAAAGGAAGUUGAAAAUGGAGCUGCAGUUGCGUCUGUGACAGAAAUUUCUGAGGUUCAGCAAAACUUUGUGGGGAAAGUUGACGAAGAAACAGACGUAUCCCAUCCAAGAGUUUUCCUCCUUGGAGAAAAUCGGUGGGAAGAACCUUCAAGACUUUUAGCGAAGGGUGCUCUUGAUAAGAGCAAGAACAAAAAUGGAACAACAAAAUGCCUUCAAUGUAGUGGCUUAGGUAUCUUGUUGUGUACAGAAUGUGAUGGAACGGGUGAGCCAAAUAUUGAACCUCAAUUUAUGGAAUGGGUGGGUGAGGAUACAAAAUGCCCAUAUUGUGAAGGCCUAGGGCAUACAAUUUGUGAUUUAUGUGAAGGGAAAACGAUGGUGUAGGUAUCACAUACGUUUCUUCAUCAUUUCAUACAGGGUUCAGGUUUUGGAGCUUACAAGCUAAAGUGAAACUAUUGGGAAAUGAUUGUAGAUUGAAUGGUUCAUGUACUUUCCUCCAAAAUGAAUGUGGCCAUAGCUAAGCUUAUAUCAGUUUAUGUUUUGAAAAUAGCCUCACUUUUGGCAAACCCUGUUUUUAAGACAAGGGCUUGAAGGCUUGACAUGAUUGCUAAUCCUAUUCACCAAGAAUGAAAAGAUAAUCAUAAAAUAAAAGUUAUCUACUAGUUACAUUCAA
Messenger RNA from Lathyrus oleraceus (garden pea), 1577 nucleotides. Its product is annotated as protein disulfide isomerase pTAC5, chloroplastic. Gene Ontology annotation, cellular component: chloroplast. Bases 116 to 1288 code for a protein of 390 amino acids. The transcript has 7 exons. Gene Ontology annotation, molecular function: protein disulfide isomerase activity. The record is from RefSeq and is a predicted model, not a curated record. Gene Ontology annotation, biological process: chloroplast organization. NCBI's taxonomy places the organism in Eukaryota, Viridiplantae, Streptophyta, Magnoliopsida, Fabales, Fabaceae.